AUGCCAAGCCUGCCGGACUGGCAAAAUCAGUUUCGAGGCGCUGUAUCGCGACGGGUCAGAGGCAGGCUUCAGACUCAGCGAAAGGAGGUCUCACACGCCCGGAGGUUGAAGCCCGUGGCUCUUCAAGCGGAACCUUCACUCAAUGACUUGAUCCUAGCCAUCAUCAAUAACUACGUGCCUGAGGGCGAUACCUUCUCACCCAGCAGCAGCGUUGAACCAGCUCCCCGGAUCUGCGGAUCGUGGGUAGAAGUGCUUCCAGAGCUUGUCGGUAACAACACGGAUAAGGUGUUAGCCUCAGCAAUAAGGGCGUUUGCGGCAUCCAUCUUGAGCAGAGGCCCAAAGCAGAGAUUCACGAUAUCGGAGGGCCUCGAAGCAUACAACCAUGCCCUUGUCUCGGUCAAUGGUGCGCUCCGGUCUUCGUACAGCAAUUUUCCAGUUUCUACUGCGGCAGCGGUACUGUGCCUGCUCCUGGCGGAGCUCUUCCAUGCGACCUCUUUGGGGAGUUGGACCGCCCAUCUCCAGGGCCUCGCGGGCUUGAUGCAGCUGGCUCGACCCGAGGUUUAUGUGUCUGGUAUUCCGCAUAGGCUCUUUGUAGGGGCAAGACCCGCGCUGGUGGUGCUUGCAUUCUCCUCACGGAAGGCGUCGUUCCUUGCAAAGGAGGAAUGGAAAUCCAUACCAUUUCGCGAAACGGAUCCUUCUCCCGUACAGGCGCUCAUGACCGAGGCAGUCGCCAUCCCAUCCAUCCUCGAACGAAUGGAUAUCGGAGGUGACGGCGCUGCUGAGGAGGCCUUGCCAGCUUUCGAGGCCGUAUUAGCCCGACUGGACGCUUGGGCGGAUGGUUUCCGCUCUUCGGCGCCGGAAUCCUCCCCUCUGUUCUGGUUUCAGCCAUCAGAAGACGCUAAAGGAUCGAGCAUCUGGUUCCAGAACAUCACCGUGGCGAGUGCCCUCACCCACUUUUGGGCGUUUAGGGUCAUUUGCCUAAGGAACAUUGACCAGCUGCGGAUGUCCUGCGCACCCCACGACUCUAGCCAUAUACCCGACACAUCGACGUGCUUUGAGGAAGCCAAACGACUGUCAGUCAUGAUCUGCCAAAGCAUCGAGUAUUUGAUGCAGGACCGGAUGAAGCUCUUUGGUCCGACAUCCGUGCCUCUGCCCUUUUACACGGCGUACGAGACCUUCGAGGCAGGGGGUGACCGGGGCAAGGAAGAACUGGAUUGGUGCAGAGGGAUUCUAAGGAAUAUCCAAACCCGCGGUUAUGCGUUCCUGCCGUUAUAUACAGGGUCUAAGUAUUCGGAUAUGUUGGUGUCGACCUAG
This is a messenger RNA of Chaetomium fimeti, 1314 nucleotides long. RefSeq lists its product as uncharacterized. NCBI's taxonomy places the organism in Eukaryota, Fungi, Ascomycota, Sordariomycetes, Sordariales, Chaetomiaceae. The coding region runs from base 1 to 1314 and encodes 437 amino acids. The transcript is spliced from 3 exons. The record is from RefSeq and is a predicted model, not a curated record.